Molecule: messenger RNA, 1578 nt
Organism: Podospora anserina S mat+
Lineage: Eukaryota; Fungi; Ascomycota; Sordariomycetes; Sordariales; Podosporaceae
Exons: 2
Coding region: 1-1578 (525 amino acids)
Biological process (GO): transmembrane transport
Cellular component (GO): membrane
Molecular function (GO): transmembrane transporter activity
Source: RefSeq, a predicted model, not a curated record
AUGGCCGACGAAAGGAAACCCGCGGGUCCGCCAUUAAGAUCCCAAUCACCGCGCCCAAUAAUGGAUAGCAAAUCACCACCCUCACCACCCCCUUCCGACAAGGUCUCCUCGCCAUCACCACCCCAUACCAUGACCCCCGAACGGCGCACCAUCGUGGAGAAAUCCCUCAAGCGCAAACUCGACACCCGCUGCUCCCUGUUCGUCCUGAUCUACAUCAUGAACUACCUCGACAGGAACAACAUUGCUGCCGCCCGCCUCCGCGGCCUCCAAGACGAUCUGUCACUCGACGACCAGCAGUACGCUACUUGCCUCAGUAUUCUCUACGUGGGGUAUAUCCUCAUGCAGAUACCCUCCAACAUCGUCAUCAAUCUCAUUUCUCGACCAUCACUCUACAUCGCCGUUGUGAUGCUCGUCUGGGGCUUGAUCUCGACAUUGACAGGUAUAGUCACUAACUUCUCUGGCAUGGUCGGGACGAGAUUCCUGCUGGGAUUUGUGGAAGCGGCGUUUUUGCCGGGGGCGUUAUUGAUUUUGAGUAAAUGGUACACGAGAAAGGAAUUGACGACGAGGAACGCCAUUCUUUUCUGCGGCAAUCUCAUCAGUAACGCUUUCUCGGCAUUGAUUGCCGCCGGGGUGCUAUCCAACAUGCAAGGAGUCCUAGGGCACGCAGCAUGGAGGUGGCUGUUCUGGAUCGAAGGCGGGUUGACCAUGGCUGUUGCCAUCAGCGCGGCGUUUAUCCUUCCUGAUCUUCCGACAAACACUAGGGGUUUUACGGAGGAGGAGCUGUAUGUUGCGCAGCUGAGAAUGACAGAAGACGUUGGCGAAGAGGACAAGGAUGCAGAGGGGCAGAAAAUCUUUGAUGGAUUUUUUAUGAUGGUGAGGGAUUGGAAGGUUUACGUCAUGAUGCUGGCUUUUACGGCCUAUACGGUCGGGUUGAGCUUUAAUGCGUUUUUCCCGAGCUUGACACAGACAUUGGGGUUCAGCUAUGUGCCGACGCUGUUGAUGAGCAGUCCGCCUUGGGCGUUUGCUUGUGCGGUUACGUUAGUGGUUUGUUGGCAUUCGGAUCGGACGCAAGAGAAGUUCUGGCAUAUCACGCUACCCAUGGUUGGUGGCUUUGUGGGCUUCCUCAUUUGCAUGGUCACGCUCAACACGGCAGCUCGAUAUGUCGCUUUGUUUCUCCAAGCAUCUUCCUACGCCGGGUUCGUCGUGUUUUACUCGUGGAUCUCGUCUUCUUUCCCACGACCACCUGCCAAACGCGCUGUGGCUCUCGCUGCUAUCAACGCCUUCAGCCAGCUGGGCAAUGUGGCUGGGAUGUAUGUCUGGGACUUGAAGGAGGAUGGUUACAGGAAGAGCUAUGGUAUUGUCACGUCUAUGUUUGGUGCUGCGAUCUUCGGGUGUUGGGUGUUUAGAACUAUCUUGGCGAGGUUGAACAGGCAGUUGGAGAGGGAGGAGGCGACGGCUGUUGCGGAGGGGAGAGUACCAGCUGGUGAGAAGGGUGAGGGUGUGGUGACUGGCAGUGAGACGGAAGAUGGAGGUGUUGUUGGACCGAGGGUGGUGAGACCGUUUAGGUAUUUACUGUGA